Molecule: messenger RNA, 1423 nt
Organism: Liolophura sinensis
Lineage: Eukaryota; Metazoa; Mollusca; Polyplacophora; Chitonida; Chitonidae
Product: transcription factor HES-1-B-like
Exons: 3
Coding region: 169-1131 (320 amino acids)
Biological process (GO): regulation of DNA-templated transcription
Molecular function (GO): DNA binding; protein dimerization activity
Source: RefSeq, a predicted model, not a curated record
UUGAGUGUGGACGGACAAUACACCAUCUUAUAAGUGCCAUAAGCACGUGGGGGAGGGGAGAGGACGUAUCCGGGGGGUGAUAAUCAAAAUAUCGCCUCCAGUAUCUCACAUUAAAGCGGGGAAGUAACAACAUUAGCUGGAGUAAUCGGAGAGAUUGAAAAGCUGAACAUGGAGGAUAAAGUGGAACACGGACACAGAAGGACAAAUAAACCCCUUAUGGAAAAGAGAAGGAGGGCGCGGAUAAACAUGUGUUUGGGAGAGUUGAAAAACCUCGUCCUCCUGGCCAUGAACAAAGAUAACUCACAAUUUUCGAAGCUAGAAAAGGCGGAUAUCUUGGAAAUGGCAGUGAAAUAUCUACGGCACGUGCAAAAUGUGUCCAUGGCAACGGCGGCUGUGGAAUCGACAGUGAUGGCCAAAUACCAGAUGGGAUAUGGGGAGUGUGCACGCGAGGUGAUGCUGUGCCUUGGUCAGAAUCAACACGUGGACCAGGAAUUACGCAACAGAAUCUCCAAUCACCUGACCAAAUGUUUGUUCAACGUGCACACGGCUCAGUCACAGGCAAUGGCAAUGCGCAACUUCCCGUCUCUUCCGGUAGAACAUCAACCAAUCGGAUGUACUCGUGUUGGAGCGCCAGCUAUGGGAUUACGUUACCCUGGGCCUUCUCCAAUCAGAAUGAACUACGAAAGUAAUGUCUUGCCAGGCGUUGUAAAACUGGAACCCAAUGGCCAGUUCGAGCCACAGAACCUUUCACUGAGAUACAUGACGAAUACUUCAACUGAGAGUGUUAAAACAGAACCGUUACCGGACCAAAGAGAUAAUAACUAUGUGAGGAAGUUUGCGUUUAAUCCAGCACCAGUUUCCACGGCAACUAAAAUUUCGUCUACAUCCGUGGUUUCUGGUGUUAGGUCGUCGCCAGUUCCUUUCACACCAGAAAAACCUACCCCAUUUUCUUCUUCACAAGCUAACGGAAAAUGUACGGGAGUUAAACGCCGACUCAGUGACGAUGGAAAUUUUUCAUCAGGGCAUUGUCAUUCCGCCGCUAAAAUGGCUACGAACGAGCAACGCCCGUCACCAGGUUGUUCCACUGCGUCAAAUAGACCUAUGGAUGAGUCAGUUUGGCGGCCAUGGUAAAAUAGAUAACCUAUAUAUUUGAAUAUAUUUACAAUAUAUUCCUUGGAUUAUGAAAGAAAAUCAUAUUUACUGCGAUCUAUUUAACCUUAAACUUCUCUAUAAAUAUACCAAUGAAUGGAAAUACCUUAUUUCUUUAGACUUUAUUCAGUAUUAUCACAAAGGUGCUCGGAAAUAUUUAAAGCUCAAAUUGAAAGUUAUCUCAUAUCGUCUUUGCUACGUUUAUUUUCUCACAUUCAGUCUUGUUUGAUAUUAUGUUGAAGCUUGUUGUUUACAUACAUUAAAGUUUAUCUCU